Molecule: messenger RNA, 2120 nt
Organism: Phlebotomus argentipes
Lineage: Eukaryota; Metazoa; Arthropoda; Insecta; Diptera; Psychodidae
Gene: Ttc30
Product: tetratricopeptide repeat protein 30 homolog
Exons: 4
Coding region: 1-2055 (684 amino acids)
Biological process (GO): intraciliary transport
Cellular component (GO): intraciliary transport particle B; axonemal microtubule
Molecular function (GO): protein binding; intraciliary transport particle B binding
Source: RefSeq, a predicted model, not a curated record
AUGGUUUCCAUGGAAAUGCCUUUGAAUCUAAACAAAGCGCAGCGCAUAUUAUGGUGUGGAUUUUUUUUUCACAGCGCAAGGAAAAUGUACGCGAAUAACGUGAUAAUUCGUGAUGGUGAAUACACAAGAGUGAUUUACACCUUCAUCAAGGAAGAGAGAUUCCACGAAGCCAUCAAUGCGCUCAAUAACAUCGAAGAGGUGUCGAGUUCGCGCGCAGGACUCUCCCUGCUGGGACACUGCUACUUCCAGUGCCAGGACUUCAUCGAGGCCAGCAAUUGCUAUGAACACUUGACGGCCAUUGCGCCAGAAGUGCCUGAGUACCGGCUGUACUUCGCGCAGAGCCUCUACCAGGCCGGCCUGUUCGACGAGGCGCUGAAGGUGAGCCAGCUCGUGGACGCGCCCCACUUGGCGGACAAGGUGCGGCAGCUGCAGAGCGCCAUUCGGUACGGCAAUGAGGACUACGCUGGGGCGCAGACACUGCUCCUGCAGCGGCCGCCAGGCACCGAAGCCACCCUGAACGAUGAGGGAUGCUUGCUGUAUCAGGCCAAUCUGUUCGAAGACGCUCUGCAGCGCUUCACGAACUCCCUGCAAACGGGCGGGUUCAGCCCUCUGGUGGCCUACAAUGCUGCGCUAUGCCACUUCAAACGCAAGGAGAACUCCCAGGCUCUGAACUACAUCGGAGAGAUCGUGGAAAGAGGUAUCAGGAAUCACCCAGAGCUGGGUAUUGGCGCCCAGGCGGAGACAGAAGGUGGAGCUCGAAGUGUUGGAAAUCCACCAUCUUUAGCAAUAUCUGGACUGGCUCAGGCGCUAAAUCUCAAGGCUGCCAUUGAGUAUCAAGAGGGAAACCUCGAAGGCGCCAGAGAAGCUCUCCUGGAUCUUCCGCCACGAGCUGAGCCCGAACUUGAUCCCGUUACGCUUCACAACAUGGCCUUGACCGAUCCUUCAGGAGCCGGAGCUGGCCUGAGACGCCUGGCCUUCCUCAUGGAACUUGGCCCACCGACUUGCCCUCCAGAGACAUUCGCCAACAUUCUAUUGCUGUGCUGCAAGCACGAAAUGUACGACACUGCGGCGGAUUUGCUGGCCGAACAUGCUCAUCUCACGUACAAGUAUCUCUCACCCUAUCUUUACGACCUCCUGGACGCUCUGAUCACUGCCCAGACAUCCUCAGACGACGCUGAGCAGAAGUUGGGCGCCUUGGCUACUGCUCUGGCGGGAAAACUGCGCUCUCUCGCCGCCAAGGUUCAAGACGCUCGCGGAUCUGGGGAUCAGAGCGUCCUCCGUAGUUCUCUGAGAGAAUACGAGGGCGCUCUGGAUAACUACAUUCCCGUGGCGAUGGCGAGAGCGUGGCUUCCGUGGCGCCUGGAUGACUUUGCCGGUGCCGAGCGUGAGUUCAGAGCCAGCGCUGAAUUCUGCUCUGAGACGCCCAUCUGGCGUCUUCACGCCGCUCACGUGCUCUUCAUGCGCGGCGACAAGUAUAAGGAAGCCGCCGCGUUUUACGAGCCCAUCGUCCGGCAGAACUACGACGAUAUUCUCACGGUUUCGGCGGCCGUUCUGGCGAACUUAUGCGUGGCUUACAUCAUGACGUCACAGAAUGAGGAAGCGGAGGAGCUGAUGAGGAAAGUGGAGCGAGCUGAGGAGAGAAAAGCCCCAGCUGCGCUCGCGGCGGGCAACACGACGCCUUUUCUACAUCUGUGCAUCGUAAAUCUGGUCAUCGGCACGCUCUACUGCGCCAAGGGAAACUACGAGUUCGGCUUGUCCAGAAUCGCUCACGCCCUAGACGGCGGAUCUGGCACACGUCUCUGUGCCGACACAUGGCUUCACGUGAAACGCUGCGUUCUGGGCUUACUCACGUGUCUGGCAAAGCAGACUCUUGUCUUGCCCUCAACGGCUGUCCAGGAAGUGCUGAACUUUCUGCGCACUUGUGAAAUCUAUGGUAUUUCCAUCCCGUCGAUCCUGACAAAUCCCUUCGACGACAACGCAGAUCAGCCACCCACAAUUGGCAUGGAGGCGAGAAAAUUGCGCGUUUUGCUACUGAAACUCAUGGAGUACCACUAAUUAAAGGCCCUGAACAUGCAAUUCACAUUCACUCUCUUAAUAUUUGCCCAUAAUGUCAUUGUCCU